GUUCGGAAUGCAUUCAGAAGAGCAGGAUUCUUACCUACCAGCUCCAACAAUUUCAAUGUCUUAUGGGGGAAACCUUUGAAGAUAGCAGAGUACAAAGAAUUGUGUGAAUAUCAGAAGGUGAAUCACUUCCCUGGCACAUACCUUCUAGGAAGAAAGGAUAAUCUUGCCCGCGUCUGCAACAAGUUCCGCCGAGUGUUUGGAUCGGACAGUUUCCAGUACCUGCCAAAGACUUUUGUGUUGCCAGGAGAAAGAACGGAGCUCCUGCAGGACUACGAGGAAUGGAAGGGAAAGUUGAAGAAGAACGACUGUGACAUAUCUUACAUCGUCAAACCUCCUGCGGGAUGCCGGGGUAUCGGGAUCCGACUGAUCUCGGACCCGAACACUCAGAUUAAGGAGAAGGCCGUGUGCGUUGUUUCUAGGUACAUCUCAGACCCGUUCUUGAUCAACGAAACCAAGUUCGAUCUGAGGAUCUAUGUUGCUAUCACAAGCUUCAAUCCUCUCCGUGUCUACGUGCAUGAGAACGGGUUGGCAAGGUUCUGUACAGUAAAAUACAGUCGCAAGACAAGGAAGAAUCGGUUCAGACAUCUGACCAACUACAGCCUCAACAAGCAGAAUCCAAACUUUGUCAAGAAUACGAAUGCAUCUGUUGACGACGAGGGCCACAAGUGGGGGCUGAAGGCUGUAUGGAAGUGGAUGCGAGAGAGGCAGAUGGAUGUCUCAACUGUCAUGGGGAAGAUCGACGAUCUGAUCUUGAAGACUUUGCUAUCGAUCGAGGUCCAGAUCAACACAAACAUGCAGCUUGCAGUCCCUUGUCGAAAUAACUGCUUUGAGUUGUUCGGUUUUGAUGUGAUGCUGGACUCGAAUCUACACCCAUGGUUGAUUGAGGUGAACACCGCACUGUCUCUGGCGUCCGAUUCCCCUCUUGACAAGUCGAUCAAGAAUCAGUUAGUCACGGAGGUGUUGAACAUGGUU
Molecule: messenger RNA, 972 nt
Organism: Guillardia theta CCMP2712
Lineage: Eukaryota; Cryptophyceae; Pyrenomonadales; Geminigeraceae
Exons: 1
Biological process (GO): microtubule cytoskeleton organization; protein polyglutamylation
Cellular component (GO): cilium
Molecular function (GO): tubulin-glutamic acid ligase activity; tubulin binding
Source: RefSeq, a predicted model, not a curated record